This is a messenger RNA of Mesoplodon densirostris (Blainville's beaked whale), 1131 nucleotides long. RefSeq names its product bone marrow stromal cell antigen 1 (gene BST1). Gene Ontology annotation, cellular component: plasma membrane. NCBI's taxonomy places the organism in Eukaryota, Metazoa, Chordata, Mammalia, Artiodactyla, Ziphiidae. Gene Ontology annotation, molecular function: phosphorus-oxygen lyase activity; NAD+ nucleosidase activity. Gene Ontology annotation, biological process: positive regulation of B cell proliferation. The record is from RefSeq and is a predicted model, not a curated record. The transcript is spliced from 9 exons.
AUGGAAGCCCGGGGGUGCGCGCGGUCCGGGCGGCCGCUGCCGGCGCUGCUGCUGCUGCUGCUGCUGCCGCCGGCCACGGGCGCUACAGGCGCUGCAGACGCGCGCUGGAGCGGGCAGGGCACCGUCCCGCACCUGCAGAGUAUCUUCCUGGGCCGCUGCGCGGAGUACAUUGCGGUGCUGAGCCCCGAGAGGCGGGACAAGAACUGCACAGCCAUCUGGGAAGCCUUUAAAUUGGUGCUGGAUAAGGAUCCCUGUUCUGUGCUUCCCUCAGAUUACGAUCUUUUUAUUAACCUCUCCAGGCACUCCAUUCCCAGAGACAAGUCCUUGUUCUGGGAAAACAACCACCUCCUUGUCACCAGCUAUGCGGAGAACGGCCGCCGCUUUAUGCCACUGUGCAAUGUUCUGUAUGGCAUGGUUGGAGAUUUCUUGAGCUGGUGUCGACAGAAAAAUGCCUCUGGACUCGACUACCAAUCCUGCCCUACAUCAGAAGAUUGUGAAAACAAUCCUGUGGAUUCUUACUGGAAAAGUGCAUCCAUCCAGUAUGCAAGGGAUAGUUCUGGGGUGAUCUAUGUCAUGCUGAAUGGUUCAGAGCCAACAGGAGCCUAUCCUGUAAAAGGGUUUUUUGCAGAUUUUGAAAUUCCCCACUUACAGAAGGAUAAAAUCACACGCAUUGAGAUCUGGGUUAUGCAUGAAAUCGGGGGAUCCAAUGUGGAAUCCUGUGGAGAAGGCAGUGUGAAAAUCCUGGAAGAGAGACUGGAGAAAAUGGGUUUCCAGUAUAGCUGUAUCGAUGACUACAAACCAGUGAAGCUCUUAAUGUGUGUGCAACACAGCACUCAUCCUGACUGUGCCUUAAAUUCAUUUGCUCCGAAGCAAUUCUCGGACCUAAUGUGUUGGACCUUUUGUGACUUCCUAGCCUGCCCUUACUCAGGAUGUGGACACCAGUUAGCCCUGCUCCCUGAAGCUACUGGUCAUGCUUUCCAGCUUCCAUAUAGAGCAGACACUUAGGUACCUGGUAGAAGAGUGGAUUCCUCCCUCCAAGCCAGGACACUCUGGGGACCACAGUGUGGUAGGACACUGGCUACACUGGGAGUGGAUGGGGCUGGGAACCAGGUCAAGCUCAGAAUGGGCUAA